AUGUUUCCAUGUCUUGAGAAAGUAUAUUAGAUGGUUCUGUAAACUCAACUCUAAUUUCUAGAUAAUGAUCCAAUACUUUAAAUUAAAUUAUAGGAUCCAUACCGAUUAAUUUUAAAGAAAGAAUACUUGCAUAUAUAUAAAUAGGAUGAACCGUUUAUUUCUUUUAUGAUUUGUUUUCCAAAUCUAAUAAAAUGGUAUGUUGUAAAAAAUUUAUUGAUUGGAUUUUCAAUAAAUGGAUAUGAAUUUACAAGUCAUCAAGGUGAUUUAUUAAAAAAACUAAAAAACAUCUUAGCAGGUAGAUUAUUUUUUUCAAAAGUUCAAGACUUUUUCUAUCCAAUGAAAAUAUUAGGAAGUGGGAGUUCUUCUAAAGUAAUAGUAGUAAGGGAAAGGGAAGGUGGAGAAGAAUAUGCUUCAAAAUGUGUAGUUAAGGAAGAAAUGCAUUUUUAGGAAAUUGAGAUUAAUAAUUAAUUAUAGCAUCCUGCAUUUGUUAAAGUAAAAGAAGUGUAUUAAGGAGAGACAAGUUAUUACAUUGUGAUGGAUCUAUUAUCAGGUAAAACUUUAUAAUUGUUUCUGGGUAAUCAUAAACCUUUCCCAUUAGAAUAAACAAAAUAAAUAAUGCAUGUAUGAUGAUCAAUAAAUAUGAGAGGCCUUAUUGGAGGGAGUAGAAUUCAUGCAUUCUAAAAAUAUUAUGCAUAGAGAUAUUAAACCUGAAAAUAUCAUUUUAGAAAUGAAAGGUGGUUAGGUUAGAUUGAAAAUUGUAGAUUUAGGUUUAGCUACUUAUAGUACUUUGAGUAAAUUAAUUAAAAUAAAAAAUAGAAAGAUUUAGAUAUCCUAAAUGUGGUACUCCUGGUUUCGUAGCUCCAGAAGUUAUUAAUUUAUAAAAUAGUAAUCAGACUUAUGAUAAGAUUUGUGACAUUUUCAGUUGUGGAGUAAUCUUUUACAAAUUACUUACAGGUAGAGAUGUAUUUCCAGGAUAAGGAUUUACUUAUGUAUUAGAACUAAAUAAAAAAUGCAAUAUUGAUUUCUCUUAUUUAAUUCUAUAAUAAUUACCUGUUAAUUUGACAGUAUGUAUUAUAAAUUAUUGA
Molecule: messenger RNA, 1085 nt
Organism: Paramecium pentaurelia
Lineage: Eukaryota; Ciliophora; Oligohymenophorea; Peniculida; Parameciidae
Source: the annotation of a GenBank genome assembly